Messenger RNA from Leptinotarsa decemlineata (Colorado potato beetle), 1431 nucleotides. RefSeq names its product facilitated trehalose transporter Tret1. Gene Ontology annotation, cellular component: membrane. Gene Ontology annotation, molecular function: transmembrane transporter activity. The record is from RefSeq and is a predicted model, not a curated record. Gene Ontology annotation, biological process: transmembrane transport. NCBI's taxonomy places the organism in Eukaryota, Metazoa, Arthropoda, Insecta, Coleoptera, Chrysomelidae.
CAGGAACUCUUGCCGCCGUCAGUGAUGGUAUGAUGUAUGGAUGGACUGCUCCCGUCGUCCCGAUUCUUCUAGGACCAGACAGUCCAGUGAAAACUACAAAAGCUCAAGCUGAGUGGCUGGAAAAUCUCUUGAUGUUGGGGUCCUUCUCGGGACUGGGUAUAACUAUGUACUUGGUGGACAAAAUUGGACGAAAACGUUCAAUACUAUUUUCCUCUUUCGUGACUCUUGUUUUAUGGAUCAUCAAAGCCGUAGCGCCAAGAAUUGAGUAUAUUUUUGUAGCUAGAGCUUUUGCUGGAGCCGCUGGAAAUAUGGCUUUCGUUGCAGCUCCUAUGUAUAUAGCAGAAAUAGCUGAUCAGAAAGUGAGAGGAUUUUUGUCGAGUAUGAUUUAUAUACAGAUGUUGAUAGGGAUUCUCCUGAUUUAUGCUAUCGCACCUUACGUAGCCAUAUACACUCACUGCAUUGUGGGCGGUAGCUUAGUUUUCAUAGAGUUGAUUACUUUUCCAUUCAUGCCAGAAUCGCCUUACUAUUUGCUUUACAAAGAUAAACCACUCGAAGCGGAGAAAUCUCUAAGAAAACUCAGACCUUCCAACUGCAACAUAGAGAAAGAGCUUGAGGAGAUCAAAACAGCAGUAGAAAGACAAAAGACUGAGAAAGGAAGGUUUCAAGAUCUAAUUAUGGUACCGAGUAAUCGUAAGGCCAUCCUCAUUAUGACACUGCUCAAUAUGGCUCAGCAUUUCAGUAGUAUUAGUGUUCUUUUAAUGAAUCUGCAUGUGAUUUUGGAAGCAGCUGGUUCCAUCUAUAUCGAGUCUUCAACAGCGGCCAUAAUAUUUGCAGUUAUUAUGGUGGUGGCUGCGGCAACAUCCUCUUUUGCUAUUGAUAAGUAUGGGCGGAAGUUUCUACUAAUCAGCUCGAGUAUACUAACAGGAUUGUGCCUGAUGGUAAUAGCAAUUUAUUUUAAUUUGAAGAACUUUGGUUACUCCGUAGAAUCAAUAAGUUGGAUACCUAUUGUAUCAGUGAUGUUGUAUGCCUGUUUUUUCAAACUUGGAUUGGGAAUGGUGCCAAUAGUUUUAACAGCAGAGUUGUUUCCAGCAAGGAUGAAAGCGAUAGGGAUGACCGUAGCUGAUGGAACUUACGUAAUUUCUGCCCUACUUUCUCUACAAGUGUAUCAACAACUGAGUGAUAAUUACGGACUGCAGUACCCAUUUUAUGUUUUUUCUCUUUCAUGUUUCGGUACUGCUUCAUUCACAUAUUUCUUCAUUCCGGAAACCAAAGGCAAAACAUUAGAGGAGAUUCAGUUUAUCUUGAAAGGAAUACAUGUAGAGCGAAAAUCUGGCGAGAACGAUACCAUGCUCUAGUUUCCAGUGGAAUUUGUAGAAGGAAUUAUAAAGAUUUUUGUCAACAUUGAAAAUUUUCAUCAUGUUUUAAUUUCUA